This is a messenger RNA of Danio rerio (zebrafish), 2158 nucleotides long. The record is from RefSeq and is a predicted model, not a curated record. NCBI's taxonomy places the organism in Eukaryota, Metazoa, Chordata, Actinopteri, Cypriniformes, Danionidae.
UUGCCUUACAGCAAGAACGUCACUGGAUCUAGUCCUUACCAAGCCAGCCGACUGGGUUUCCCCCUGGUUCCACGGUUUCCUCCCACCGUUCAAAAACAUGCAACUUAAGUUGACUAAUCCAAAUCGGCACCAUAGACAUGCUCCUAGUAAAUAGUUAUCUCUCAAGAGCAAUCACCAUCUGUUCAUUAGCUACUACGGCGGAGGAGUUUCGAGAUCCACCUGAGCUCGUCUUGCAAACGGGAGGGAGCUUGGGCUCGAGGAUCUCAUGAGCUCAGGGCUCUCUUCUGAGACAGCAUGCCAAACACGCUUUAUAAUCAAUUAUCAGUGUGAACCCUGGAAAUAAACAGGAAACAACACCAUGUGAACCACAAUAUAUGGGAACUGUAAAUAACAGAUAUUUCUUACAGGUUAUGGUUGGCUAUUCCAAAAUAAUAGUGCUUUUUAAGACCUCUUAUUUUGUCCUCCAGGGUCACAUUUAGAAGAAAGUUUUGUUUUUUGUACAAAAAAAAAUAGACAUUUAUCUUGAUUUGUUACAUGUAUUAAUAUAACGUAACUUCUCCCUAGAGAAAGCGAAACCAAAAUCUAUAAAUGAUAUUGCCAAACUGCUCCAGCAAAAGAGCAAAGAGACCAACGAGAGAAAACCGUUUGCUUCUAAUACAACCAAACCAGCAACACCAAACCAAUCAACUGACGCAAUGCUUAUUGCCAAUGCAAAAGUUCAAACUUCUACCAUUAACCCUCCAGUAAAAGAUUCUUCAGAAUCUGCCAUUCCUGUGCACACCAAACCAGUUCAAGACACUUUAGUAGAUCUUCAAGCAGUGACCAGCCCUACAGGUUCUUCUCUGAAUGAAACCGCAUCCAGACUUAACUCUAUCCUAAUCCGUCCUGCUGUGGACUUUGCAUAUUCAAAUGUUAUUGACCAAAAUGCCACAGAGGGUCUGAAUAAGAAAAAAUACACUCAAAUUUCAAACGCAAAUGAUUUAGCAUCCAAUUUCGUUGAUUCAUAUGCUGGAUCCACCACUAAUGAUGCUCAUGGAGAUGUGACUACAAAUAUCACUCAAGUUUCUUCUCAGACAUCAGAAGUCAUUUCAUCCUAUGAAGUCGACACACAGAAUCAUGAUGCUUUUGAUGAACACACACCACAGGUAGUUGCUUGUGAAGAGACCGUCAACAUGGCUGAUGCUAUCAUGACAACUCCUGAAGUUUCAUCUGUGUUUCAAGGAGAAGAGCUGCGUUGUCUUUCAGAAGACGUCAACGUGAAUGUGAACAUUGCACAAGCACAAAACUAUCCACAACCUCUCCCUCAACACUUUCCUAACUGGUCUUCAAAUGUCAUUGCAGACAAACAAUCUUCUGAUGGACAGAUCCUCAAUCAGGCAUUUCCAGAGUCUUUACCAGAUGGCUCAGCCAUACAAGAUAUUUCCGAAGCUUUCUGUAGUAGAUCUGGAGAGGUUUGUCAAGUCUCUCCAUCUACUGAGUAUAUCGCAGGAGUCUCUUUAUUUAAAUCAACUGACGAUCUUUCAGUUGCUGGGACUGUAUCCGCCUGUAAAGCCGUAAAGGUUGAUGGAUUGUCAGAAAUGUCUGCCAAUGUUCAAAGCUCCAUCAGUCUGAAGGACCCAGUUCUUGCACAAACGGAUAUUUUAGUGGAAGAGAACCAGACAGAAGCAGCCGAGAUGCUGCCUGAGGAACAGCUGGAUCCAAUACAGAGACUCUUUCUCCACAAGAUACGGGAAUACUCCACAAAGAGCCAAGCCUCUGCUGGCCCUGUAGAUGCUGGAGCAGACUAUGAGAAAGCGUUCAGCGAAGAACUAAGCAAACUCCAGAGACUCUACGGUGGUGGAGACUUAACAAACUUCCCAGGAUUUAAGUUCUCUGAGCCUGUACUGGAUGAAAGCGACUCAAAAUGAAAAGCUCACCCCGGCAUUGUCAGGAGUAUAUCAUUGAUGAGGGCUCCUUUUAAAUGUCAUUACUUUAUAAAAGUCUUCCAUGCACUUACAGAACUGCAAAACAAAACAAAAGGGAAACCAAAAAUAAAUAUUGAACUUUAACAUUAUCAAAAUGUUCUUUUAUAUAUAUAUAAUGUGCAAUACAUACAGUGCUUAGUGUUAAUGAGCACACCCCAUUUUGAAAAUGAAUAUUUUGAUCUAUUUCUCAGUGA